UUUGUGUUUGUGUAGUUCGUAGUUCAGCUCCCUCAGCCACCAGAUGGUCCAGGAAGGCAACUCACUUUUGCACCAGCUGGCCCACGAGCCGAACGGAAAGCUGAAGGAGAUGUGUGAUUCACCGGAUGAUAUCAAUGAGGUGAACGCGAUGGGUGAGACGCCGCUGCUGUCCCUGCUCCGCUCGCCGGCACCCAAUCUCUCGGCUGUUUGCGAGCUCCUCCGGGCGCGCGCGGACGUGAACCGUGGGGACAUUAUGGGGGAGACCCCCUUGAUGGAAGCCGCUUGCUUGGGCGACCGUGAACUUUGCCUGUCGCUCCUUCAGUCCCGAGCGGAUGCUGAGCGGCGGAAUUUGUCCACGGGGCAACGAGCCGAGGAACUAGCACAAAGCGCAGGCUACGAGGACAUUGCGCAGCUUUGCCGAUCCCAUGGCCAGGCCAUCCUCGCUCCCCGGCGCCGGGGCGGUGCACUGCGGCAGCGCUGUGAGGAACAGGAGGUCCCCUUGGACCUCUUGGGUCAGCUCUGCGCCAACGACCUGCUCCGCGACAUCGACCGCUGGCAACGGGCACCCUGGGCAGAGCUCGCCACUGAGGCGACUGAGCAGGGCCUCGAGGUGACGGAGCAAGUGGAGCGUCAGGAGUUGGAGGUCCGGCUGAAGAAGCUCCGAGUGUGGCGGCUUUUGCCAUUACAGCCACUACAGGACCUUUGCCGUUUGGAGGCCGCACACGUGGUGGGCGAGCGGGAAGGCCGCGGCGAAAGCAGCGGGCCCCUCUCACGGGAAGAGCUGAUAGAAGCCUUGAUGGUGGCCUCCUGGGGCGGCGUGACCAAGAGUCAGAGCAUUCGCAAGCGCUGCGAGGAGAAGGGCAUACCAGAGGGCAAAUUGGAAGACCGGCAAAGGGCAGAGUUAAUCCUAAACGAGUUCGACCGCUUGGAACAGAUGUCCACGGGCGACUUGGGACGCCUCUACAAGAGCCGUGGCUUUGCCUACGCGGAUGACAUGGAGCCGGAAAGCCUCAGAGAACAACUGAAGGAGCACUUGCUCUACCAGGAGCUCUCACUCUCGCACUUGCGUCAGCUGUGCAAGGAGAAGGAGCUGCCCAUCAAGGGCGACCACCGCCGCGCGGAUCUGCUGAAGCUCAUCACCGCUGAGAGUUGGCAUGCCUUGGAGAUCCCCGUGAUGAAGCUCCCCAGUGUGCUGGUGGCCCAAGGCUUGUUGGACCAGCUGAAGCGACUGGAGAAGAAGGACGAGCGGCAGCUCCGGGCGGAGCUGCGGCGAAGACAGCUGCCGCUGGAGCAGAGCGCCUCCAAGUCGAAGCUGUUGAGCCGCCUGCGACGUCACUUGGUGUGGCAACAGAUGAGCGUGGAAGAUUUGGAGGACGAAUGCCGAAGCAGGGACCUGCAGUGGACCACGACCUCGAAAAUGUCGAAGCUGCAGCAAUUGCACCCGGGGAGCUUGCAGAAGAAGGAGAUGCUGCAGCUGCUCCAUGACUGGCUCACAGUGGAGAUGCUGGAAGGCAAGGGCAUCUCUGUGAAGCUCAUGGGCCAUGAGGCCUUGGCGAUCUUCAUGGAGGUGGAGCGCUUGGAGUCGAUGCCACGGAAGUUGCUGGAGGCCGAGUAUCAGAUGCUGGGCAUGCCGGAUGAGCCCAAGCUGGAGGACAAGGAGCUGAUCUAUCGACUCAAGCAAGUGCUCAUGUGGUCUCAGCUGGAGAUUGAGCAGCUGGUGGAGGAAUGCCAGGACCGUCAGUUGCAUAUCCAGCAUACACUGAAGCUAUGCGAAGAGGAAAAGCGACAGAUCUUGCUGGACAAGUUGAUCAUGAGUUUGGGCGUGGACGGCUGGGAAAAGCAGGGCAUCCCCGUGGCGCGGCUCUCGUCACUGGACGCGGCCAUCGGCAUCAUCGAGGAGCUGAAUCGACUCGAGGAGGCAGAAGAGAAGGAGGUGAAGGAGACCUAUCAGUUGCUAGGUUUGCCGAAGGAGACUUUGGACAAAAGUGUAAUGAUCUCGCGGCUGAAGCACUACAUGAUCUGGCAAGAGCUCAGGCCCUCCGAGUUGCGGAAGGAGUGCUUGAAGCACAGCAUCUCAGCAGCUGGAGACAUUGAAGAGCUCAUCACGAAGCUGGUCCUGAAGACGGCGGGCUUCGCAUUGCCAGAGGAGACGAAGGCCCCGGAGCUCACCUUUCCUCCACGAGAGCCCAAGACCUCGGUGCCCAAGACCAUCCCGGCACCCUCAGGCAAAGUGGCGAGCGCCUUCCAACUGCUGGGGCUGGAUGUCACGGCCAAGCAGGAGGAGGUCCGGAGAGCAUAUCGACGGUUGGCUUUGCAACAUCAUCCAGACAAAAACCCAGGACUCCAGGAAGAAGCUGUCAAGAAGUUUCAGCAGAUUACCCACGCCUACGAGACCCUCCAGGGCCAUCUAAAACAUUCCGCCCGUUGACGUGCAAA
Molecule: messenger RNA, 2436 nt
Organism: Durusdinium trenchii
Lineage: Eukaryota; Dinophyceae; Suessiales; Symbiodiniaceae
Source: the annotation of a GenBank genome assembly